AUGCUCCUCACAGUCAAGCUGCUCUUGGGCCGGAGAUGCAGCCUGGAGGUGUCUGGGAAAGAGAGUGUGGCCAUGCUGAAGAAGCUGGUGUCAGAGCGACUACAGAUACCUGAAGAGCAGGUGCUGCUGCUCUUCCGCGGCCAGCUCAUGGAUGAUGACAAGUGCCUCUCUGACUACUGCAUUGGGCCCAAUGCCUCCAUCAAUGUCAUCAUUCGGCCGCCAGAGAAGGCAGCGCUGGAGAAGACCUGUCAGGCCCAGCCCAGCCUCUGCCCCCAGCCCUUGUGGCAGCAGCUGGGCCAGAUUCUGGCCAAACACUUCAGGCCGCAGGAUGCCGAGGCGGUGCUGCAGCUGCUGAGGCAGGAGCACACGCAGCGUCUGCAGAGGGUGAGCCUGGAGGCCCUGGAGCAGCUGGCAUGCUAUCUCCUGACUGAAGAGCCACGGGUGGAGCAGGCUGGGGAGACGGAAUCCAGGGCCCUGGCCUCGGAGCAGCCCAAUGAACAUGAAGAAGGAGGAGGAAAAGGCUGA
This is a messenger RNA of Orycteropus afer afer, 525 nucleotides long. RefSeq names its product ubiquitin like 4B (gene UBL4B). The record is from RefSeq and is a predicted model, not a curated record. The transcript has a single exon. Bases 1 to 525 code for a protein of 174 amino acids. Lineage: Eukaryota; Metazoa; Chordata; Mammalia; Tubulidentata; Orycteropodidae. Gene Ontology annotation, molecular function: protein binding.